UUAUCGUUUUUAUUUGUAGUGGCAGUAGUGCAAUUUUCAUUCCUCCUAUUUUAAUUCCUUUCUAUGAUUCUAUCUUAACUAAAAUUUUGUACAGAAAAACCAGCCAAGGUGGAUUGAAAAUAAAAUAAUAACAUCAUUUCUAGAAUUCCAUCCACAGGCCACAGCUACAGGCUACAAUCUACAAUGGCUUCAAUGCCUGAACUUGUUUCUGAAAGCAAUGUUGGCCAAUUUCUGGACAGCUUUGAUGCAUUUAUGACAGACUGUGAUGGAGUGUUAUGGUCUGGAGAUACAGUUCUCAACAAUGCUAACAUUGUUAUCAACAAACUCAUCUCCCUUGGCAAGCAAGUUUUCCUGCUCACCAACAACUCCACUAAAAGUAGAGAUGAUUAUGUUGAGAAGUGUGUAAAAUUGGGAUUUAAUGUUACCAAGGAAAACAUUGUAAGUUCAGCAUAUGUCCUCGCUCUUCACCUGCAGCAGCUGGGAUUUGAGAAGAAGGUUUACAUGAUGGGAACAACUGGCCUGGCCAAAGAACUUGAUGCUGUUGGUGUGAAGCAUGUUGGACUUGGGCCAGAUCCUCUGUUUGGGAAAACGUUUGAAAUGAUCGACUUAGUUGUGUUGGACCCUGAAGUUGCUGCUGUUGUCGUGGCCUUCGAUCCAUAUUUCUGCCUGCCUAAGAUCUUGAGGGCAGCAUCUUAUGUCAAGUCUGUCCCUGGAUGCCUGUUUCUGGCCUCCAACACAGAUGAAAGCUUCCCUUUUAAAGGAUCAAAUUUAACCUAUCCAGGGACUGGGUGUUUCGUGCGAUCUGUAGAGUGUGCCGUAGGGCACGCCGCGCAAGUGAUGGGUAAGCCUGAGCCGCACAUGUUUGAGGUGCUCAGGAAGCGCCACCACAUCAAGCCUCAGAGAACCAUCAUGGUUGGUGAUCGGUGCAACACCGACAUUCUGCUGGGCACCAAGUGCGGGUUACACACGCUGCUCGUGCUCACGGGCGUGCAUAAGCUAGACGACGUCCAGAAAAUGGUCGACGACCCAAGUCUCAACGACCAAGUGCCCCAGUACUACUUGCCUUCGCUGGGAGAUCUGCUCGAGUUUCUCAAAUGAAAUUAUCUUUGAUUUUGUUGAAUUUGCUUCAAACUUUAGAAAACAUGUGUUAUUAAUUCACGUUCCGUUUAUUCUGAGUUUUGGUGCUGUGUUCUAAAAUUCUGCUUCCCUUACCAUUUGCUUCUCACCGACUUUCUAGUCACUCUCCUCCUUUGUUGAUUUAGUUUUUUAGUUUCAAUUUAUUUUAGUUAGUUUCGUGAUCAUGUUAACUUAUAGACCACCUUGCUACGGUCAGUAUGCUUCAAUAAGGGCGUUUAGACCGGAUUGCUUUUUUUUUUUUCGUUUAAACCGGACCAGACGGCUUCAGGCUGUCUGAUAACUCAAAACCGUGAGGAAAUCAUUUAAAAAAUUUAUUUCCUGUCAUUCUAAGGCUCGAGAUUAAUUUUUGAUUUGAUAAAUUUGCUUUUACUUUCAGUGGUGUAUGAUUUAUCUCAAAUAACCGACACAUGUUUUGCUCCUCAUCAAAUUUCACUGUCAAUAAAUAAAUCAAAGAUUUAUUAAAAAACAUAGUGCAAACUGAACAUAGUUUUGCUCCUGCAAUAUCCCGACUCGUCACUGCCUUCGCUUCUAUGAUGUUGAAAUGUGAUGAUAUAUUGUAGAGCUUUAGAAUGAUAUUAUCAAACAAUGAAUGAUUUAUUGUACAGCUUUAGAAUGAUAUGAUCAAACGAUGAAUGAUUUAUUGUACAGCUUUAGCAUGAUUUGAUCAAACAAUGAAUGAUUAAUUGUACAGCUUUAGAAUGAUAUUUUCAAACAAUGAAUGAUUUAUUAUACAGCUUUAGAAUGAUAUAAUCAAACAAUGAAUGAUUUAUUGUACAGCUUUAGCAUGAUAUGAUCAAAGAAUAAAAUGCAGGCUGUGCGCUUCCAAUUGAUUAUUUUGAACUGGCAUGUUCAAAAUAAGAGACAACAUCCUCCCUUUUGCAUUUGAUUGAGGAUUUUACAUUUUUAAUGUGAUUAGUAACCACUUGGAGUAUGAAUAACGUUAAGAUUUUUUAAAUGCACGACGGACAUGAAGUUUUCCAAGUUUUAUUGUUGAUUUACUUCGUACGCGGAAAAUAUUUUAUGUCGCUUAUCUUGGUUUCAUUGUUGAGUAGUCAAUAGUAAAUAGUAUCUUAAGUGUUGGGCAAAUACACUUCAAGACUUCUU
Molecule: messenger RNA, 2241 nt
Organism: Hyalella azteca
Lineage: Eukaryota; Metazoa; Arthropoda; Malacostraca; Amphipoda; Hyalellidae
Product: glycerol-3-phosphate phosphatase
Exons: 6
Coding region: 184-1098 (304 amino acids)
Cellular component (GO): cytoplasm
Molecular function (GO): phosphatase activity
Source: RefSeq, a predicted model, not a curated record